Molecule: messenger RNA, 402 nt
Organism: Gongylonema pulchrum
Lineage: Eukaryota; Metazoa; Nematoda; Chromadorea; Rhabditida; Gongylonematidae
Source: the annotation of a GenBank genome assembly
CUGAUUGGCAUGGUCGAAAGAGAAACCGAAAUCUGCGUUAUUGUUGCUCUGGAGGAAUUCACGACGGAACUACUGAAAGAAACAGUGAAAAAGUGGAUAGUGCCUGGCUCCAUACUCAUUUCGGACCAGGUAACCUAUGCUGACGGCCUGGCUGAGCUCGAUUUCACCAUUUUCGUCACUGAAUCGUAUGUGGCCAGGAUGGGGAUUGUUAACGGGCAGAGGUUGAACGUGAACAAUGCAUUGCUGCAGAGCAUCUGCGAUGAAGCAAGAACCAAAUUCAGUGCUAUGAAUGGGUUUACUCCACCUGCUCGCCAUCGUGCUGCCGAUAUGACAUUAAGUAGAACGCAGCGCUUGGCACGUGCUACCAUUUGCACAGCUUCAUCGGCUCCUCACAGACAGUGA